GGCCCGGGGGCCACGAUGGCCUGCCGCUCCUGCGUCGUUGGCUUCAGCAGCCUUAGCAGCUGUGAGGUGACCCCUGUGGGCGGCCCCCGGCCUGGGACCUCGGGAUGGGGCAGCCUUGUAACCCCCGGGACAGGCUUCAGCUCCUGCAGCCUCACAGGCUGUGGGCCAGCCGGCACCAUCCCCAAGGUAACCAUGAACUCCAACCUGCUGGUGCCCCUGGACCUCAAAGUGGACCCAAGCAUCCAGCAACAGAAGAACCAGGAGAAGGAGGAGAUGAAGGUCCUCAAUGAUAAAUUUGCCUCCCUGAUUGGCAAGGUGCAAGCCUUGGAACAGCGCAACCAGCUGCUGGAGACCCGCUGGCACUUCCUGCAAGGCCAGGACUCUGCCACCUUCGACCUCGGGCACCUCUAUGAGGAGUACCAGGGCCGGCUGCAAGAGGAAGUGUGCAAAGUGAAUCAGGAGCAGGCCCAGCUGGAGGCCAAUCUGCUGCAGGUGCUGGAGAAGGUUGAGGAGUUUCGAAUCAGGUAUGAGGACGAGAUCUCCAAGCGCACAGACAUGGAGUUCACCUUCGUCCAACUGAAGAAGGACCUGGAUGCCGAGUGUCUUCGUCGGACUGAACUGGAAACCAAGUUAAAAGGCUUGCAGAGCUUCAUGGAGCUGAUGAGAAACAUCUACGAGCAGGAGCUGAAGGACCUGACAGCCCAGGUGAAGGAUGUGUCAGUGACUGUGGGCAUGGACAGCCGCUGCCACAUUGACCUGAGUGGCAUCGUGGAGGAGGUAAAGCUCCAGUACGAUGCCAUCGCGGCCCGCAGCCUGGAGGAAGCCGAGGCGUUCUCCCGGAGACAGCUGGAGGAGCGAGCCGCCUGCUCAGCUGAGUUUGGGAACAGUCUCCAGAGCAGCCGCAGUGAGAUUGCUGACCUCAACGUGCGCAUCCAGAAGCUUCGAUCCCAGAUCCUCUCCAUCAAGAGCCAUUGCCUGAAACUGGAGGAGGACAUCAAGGCAGCUGAGGAGCAGGGGGAGCUGGCCUUCCAGGAUGCCAAAGCCAAGCUGGCCGAGCUGGAGGCCGCCCUGCACCAGGCCAAGCAGGACAUGGCGCGGCAGCUGCGCGAGUACCAGGAGCUCAUGAACACCAAGCUGGCCCUGGACAUCGAGAUCGCCACCUACCGCAAGCUGCUGGAGGGCGAGGAGAGCCGGAUGGACUUGCCUUCAACCGCCAUGGUCAGUGUUGCGCAGUCCAGACCCAGAAUCGCUGCCUCCAAGUCUGGCCUUUCCAGAGCGCAGUCCCGGAAGAAGAAGAACAGAAAAGGCCCUGUGAUCAAAAUCACCGAAAUGUCUGAGAAGUUCCUCUCGCAGGAGUCAGAGGCCUCAGAGUAAAGGCAGCUGGACCCCAGUAGCCCAAGUCACUCCCCUGCCACAAAAGGGACUUAAGCUA
This is a messenger RNA of Suricata suricatta (meerkat), 1432 nucleotides long. It is a transcript of the gene KRT80, whose product is annotated as keratin 80. The record is from RefSeq and is a predicted model, not a curated record. Gene Ontology annotation, cellular component: keratin filament. NCBI's taxonomy places the organism in Eukaryota, Metazoa, Chordata, Mammalia, Carnivora, Herpestidae. Gene Ontology annotation, biological process: intermediate filament organization; keratinization. The transcript is spliced from 9 exons. Bases 16 to 1374 code for a protein of 452 amino acids. Gene Ontology annotation, molecular function: structural constituent of skin epidermis.